AUUCCAGGUCCAAAUCUUUCUUUUUUUCCCGUAGUCUCCAGUCCAAAUUUCGCGGGACUACUUGUCGUUCUUGGAUUCGGACUCAUUUCCUACUCGAAUUAGAGCUGAGCUGAGGCCUCGGUAGGUGGGUUGAGCUUCCUAUUAUAUAUACAAGUGCUGCCUGCCCCUGUUCCUGCUGGGUUGAACUAAAGCUGUGCGGUUGAUAGCUGCAGAAGCGAUUCAUCGUUCAGAAGAUCCGAUUUUGCAAUUUCUCCAAUGGGGACGUGUAGCUUAGUGAGGAUGAUGGGCUUACUGCAGCUAGACUUGAGAAUUUUGCGUACGCUGCUGGCUCUUUCUCCCCCUCCCAGUUCACAUUGGAAAUUCAGAAAACACCCGCCAUUUAUGCUGAUGGAGACGGAGACCGUGGUGGAAAUAUUGCCAGAGCCGCCGCUGAUGGAGACCGAGACUGUGGUUGAAACACUGCUGGAGCUGCCGCUGGAUGUAUUGAUGGAUAUCUUUUCCCUCCUGGAGCUUCCUGACCUCAUUCGUGCGAGCUCUGUGUGCUCCUUCUGGCGCUCUGCUUAUAGUAGUCUACAUAGCCAGCUUGGGCAAUAUAAGCGGCCCCAGACACCUUGCCUCCUCUACGCCUCCGAAUCCGAUGGUGAGAACGUAGCUUGUCUCUACAGUCUUGCAGAAAAGAGGGUCUACAAGCUAAAUCUUCCGGAUCCACCUAUCCGUAGUAGGCAUCUCAUUGGGUCCUCCCAUGGCUGGUUAGUUACUGCUGAUGAGAAGUUCGAGCUUCACCUUCUCAAUCCGAUCACUGGUCAACAGAUUGCCCUCCCCUCGGCGAUCACCAUUGAGCAAAUAGAACCAAUCUUAGAUAGUGCCGGUGCAGUUAAUAAGAUUAAGAUGUGGGAUCUAGCGCCGAACGAUGAUCCGAAUGAGUUUUCUGACUGCCUCUACAUCAGGGCAUUUGUGUUUCCUGAUCCACCCAUGGGAAGCUACAUUGUGGUUAUCAUCCACAGUCCAGAUCGAUAUCUUUCCUUUGCAAGGGUAGGUGAUUAUAAAUGGACCUCGCUGCCGGGUGAGAACUAUAAACAAUGCAUCCACAUGGAUGGUCUAUUGUAUGCAUUCACAGAAACCGGAGGAGUCUAUACUUUUGAUCUGACCUGUCCUACCAUCACAAGGGAUAUUAUUGCAGAUGAGUUGCAGAAUUACAAGACGGUUGGGUACACGUAUGUUGUUCAGGCUCCAUGGGGUGAUCUGUUGCAAAUUUGCAGAGCAAUAGAUGACACACCCGAAGGGUUCAUAAAGACUGAGAAAAUACUAUUAUAUAAAGUUGAUGUGGCAGCAAAAGAACUUGUGGAAAUGAAUGGCUUGCAUGAUCAUGUGCUGUUUCUUGAGCGUAGUCAGUCGCAAUGCCUUAAUACUGAGGAAUAUCCACAACUGAAGCCAAAUCGUGUUUAUUUCACAGACGACAUAACAUAUAUUUCGAAGUAUAAGAAUAAUGACCGGGAUAUAGGUAUUCUCAACUUGGAAAAUGACAGUUGGGAAGGUGUACCUAAGCUUUGGUGCAAUUGGCCAAAUCCCAUAUGGAUGACACCCAACCUCACAAGGAUUAACAUGGCUGUGGAUAAGUAGUGAGCUUAUUAAAAUUUUGUAUUUAGCUUCUCGGAUGCUAUUAGAAACUGUCCAAAAGGGCUUUCUGGAACAAUUUUCCAAAUUUUAUGGGCAAAUGCUAUGAAAACGGAGGCAUGUUCCGUUUAUAUGUUUUUCAUACCUGGUUUGCUAUAUUUUAAAUGGCUUUUAUUUUCUGAAUUGUCCAAUAUCUUUUGUCUCAGUGUGCAUAUGUUUACGAUACUAAGCUUCUCCAUUUAGGACAGGUCUAACAUGGAACCGCAGUUUUAUAUUUUCUUUCACAGAACCACAUGUGUUUAUGUGGAUCGUUUAUUCAUUUUAUCUAACCCAAACCUACCAUUUCACCAUUCGUAACACAAAAAGUAACAUGUAGACCAUAUCAGCUCAUACGUCGCCUAUGUGUCAUCUCACCGCCAGUGAUUUAUGAAUCACGACGUCGUCUUGCGUGACUCUCUGUGCUAAGUAUGGACCAUGUAAGCUCAUACACGGCGCAGAGAUACCACACAAGCCCAAGUGUAUGUGUUCUCUCAAGCACAAGUGUAAGAGUAGGUUUCGAUUAGAUGAUCAAAACAUGUAGUUAUGUCCAAAAAAUUCCAAAAAUUGGUUUUUCCGUGUUAGACCUGCCCUAAUUGUGUUCUGGUUUUCUGUAAUUUGUCAUAUUGUUUAAAUAACCUUUUAGUCUUUUGUGAAAUUAGUGUGCAACUGGUAUUCGAUGGUUUAUACAGAUCCGUUAUUUAUAUGACCUGGCAACAAAUCCAAUUUGAAAAGGGUUUAUCCUUGGUGUUCAAGCCUGCACUCCCUUUUUUCUUAAACAAUCUGGAGAGGUUAGUAAGAUAUUAUGAAAACUGAACGAGCAAUGCAUAGCCACAAUCUGGAGAGGUUAAUAAGAUAUUAUGAAAACUGAAUGAGCAAUGCAUAGCCAGUCCACACGUGUCGGAUGUGCAAACCCCACAAACUUUGGAAGUUUCAAGAAGAAAAAGGAAGUUUGGCAUUUGGGCAUGUUAUAAAUGAUUUUUUCCAAGACUUGCAAAUGUGCUUCCAAGUUCAUUUGAGAAUUAGCUCAAGGUACAUACAUGGGAGGAACAAGUAUGCAAGGAUAUUAUCUUAGCUAGAUUGACGAGUGAUAACUAUGGUAUGCUCUAAGUUGAUUAUUCAGCUAUACUGCAAUUCUAAAAGAAUAUGAUUAAUGAGCAUCAGUGAUUCUGUGCUACAAUAGCUGUAGGUUGUUACUCCAUGACACACAGUUACAUUUCUGUACAGAAAGGGUCACCGUUCCCGUAUCAUAAGCACAUGAUCGACAGACAUGCUUGUUUUUUGCACUCAAUCUGUUUUUGAGGUCUGUUUCUUCGGUAGCUCAAAAGCAUUGACCUCCAACCUUCUGCUAACUUUGUUUUCCUGAAGAUGAGUUCUCUAUCCGGAAAAGUUUGCGAGCAAUUGGCAAGCUAAAACACAUUUCUAGUGUUGUAAGUAUUUAAAUUUUGCUUCUAGAGUUGUUCAUUCGCUGAAAGCUGUUUCUACACACGAUUGGUGUUAGCAUACCACUUGCCCGUGUGAUACUUAUGUCUUAUGCCCUUUACAUUCAGAAUAUAAACAGGAGUAGUGAGUCCUACAUAUGGCCCUAAGAUGAGUAUCUAAGCCAAUAUUUGGACCUAACUCCUAAUCUAGAUAAUCCUGAUCUCUGUAUACUUGAUCCCUAUAUUCCUCGUCUCUAAAUACAAUCAUAGCAUAAUCAUCCCCUCUUUCAAAUAGAAAUACAUGGGGAUUUCUAUUUUGAGGAGAUGAUGUUUUCACCUUGUAUAAUUUACAUAGAUUUCCCGAUUCUCCAAUAGCUUUGAGUUCUUUUUUCUUCCCCACUGAAUAUUAUUGCUUUAUCAGCUGACUGUUGGC
Messenger RNA from Triticum urartu, 3504 nucleotides. Its product is annotated as putative F-box protein At4g22180. Lineage: Eukaryota; Viridiplantae; Streptophyta; Magnoliopsida; Poales; Poaceae. Gene Ontology annotation, molecular function: protein binding. The record is from RefSeq and is a predicted model, not a curated record.